AUUUUUUUUUCUUUCGGAUACGGUUCGAAUAUUAAUUUUUUUUUUCUUUCGGAUACGGUUCGCGAACAGGCUCGGCUGCGCCAAUAUGUUAGGGAUAAAUUAAAAGACAAAAGGACCGUCUCGGUUGAUGGUUAAAUUAAAACUCAACCCGAGUUCUUAAGACCAACCCGGAACUUCAUGAGCUUCCAAAAUGCAUUACUCAGCUUUGACCUGCUGAGUUGCAUUCUAAAAGUUUUCUUGACCCACUGAGCGUUGUGUCACAUUAAGGGCCAGUUGUACAAAUAUUUGAUCCGCGGAUCAGCAACUUUUAUCUCCUGAAAUCAGUGAUAUUGUUCCCGUUUAGCACCCGUGCAAGGUCCACAUAUGUAAAAAUAGCCAAAUCCAUGCUUGAACCGAAGUUGACCCGCAGAUAAUCCGCCGAAAUCGGUGGGUUAGAUUCCUGAUCCGAGGCUGAACCACGUUUGUACAACUGGCCCUAAGUGUGGCACAAAGUUGCUGCAAUUCAUUAUUUAAUUAUAAAUAUAUCUCUGAGUGAUGUAAUAUGGAGCACAACAGGUAAACAAAAGCAAGUUACAUUUGUUUAAUUUAAAUUAAUUAAUUUGACAAGAUAAUGAAAUGAAGAAAAACAUAUUAGAAUAAAAUUAAAUUAAAUACAGAAAAAAAAGAAAAAUUAAAUAAAACUUAAUGCUAGAUACAAGAAAUUGAAUAAAUUAAAUUAAGUUAAAAACACUUGUAUUUAAGAAAAAAAAAAAAAUAUUUAAAUUGGAUAAAUCAUUAAUCCUUUCGGACCCAGCGUUACCCUCAUGUAACAUAUUUUUAAAAAAUCGUAAAAAAUAUUCCAUUAAUUAUUUUUUUAGGUUUCGAUGGCUAAUCGAAAGAUAAUAAUGGCUAGUUACUGGAUUAUUACAAAAUGUUAGUCAAAUAUCAUACCUUUCAUUUUUUUAAUAGAAAAAGGGAAUGAAAUUCACAAUUUUUUUUUUUGCAAAAAUUUGUUUAUUUAUACUAUAUCGUCAUAAUUUUGAAAAAAGAUAUAAAGAAUGUUAAUCCAGAAAGUGUUUUGUUUUUUUGGCUUAGAAAAAGUAGCAUACAUCAUUGUUCUAUAAAAAAAUAUUUUCCCAGUUGUCGGACUUUUUUUGGUGGUCGUAGGCAGUACAUGUUACUUACAUGUAACAAGAGAGUAACACAUUAGUUUUGCUAUUUAUUAUUUUGGAAAAUAACUUUUUGCUUUUCAUGUUUCUUAGUUGUGAUGUUUUUGACACGAUGAUAAUGAAAAAAUAUUUUUUAAUAUUGAUUUUCAUAGCUUGGGUCCGAAAGGGUUAAGUUUGAAUUCGCAAUCAUCAAAUUAUUUAGAGUUUCUGGGUUCAACCUCGAUCGUUUUUCUGUAAUUAUAUUUCCAGCCUGCUCGUUUUGAUGCUGCUGAUGUUGCGGGAAUACAAUUCAAGAUUUUAUGAGCUUCAUAAAGGUUUUUGAAUUGGGCUUUAUUUUCACACCACCAUUGAAGAAUAUCCACAGGGCCUUUCGAAUUAAACUGAAUGUAUCUUUCUAUUUCAAUAUCAAUAGAACUGACGCUCACUUGUUAAUGUUUUAUUAAGUAAAUUGCACGCACCAGACUCUUACUAAUUUCUUGCAUUCUUCAAAAAAAAGUUUCAUCUGAGGUGUUUCAGAACUCGCAUGUCUUUCACGUUUACAUGUCCUCCGUAUUUAGCACCGAUUUUUAUACACUCUUUAACAAAUGCCUGCAUUCCAGAGCCUUCUACAGUAGAAAACGGUCUAAUAUCUUCAAUACACAGCUUCACGGACACAUCAAAAACUGCUUUGUUAUAAAAUUUUUCAUCACUUUUUUGCACGAUGUGCAUGCCACAAAGUUUGGUAUAGUAUCACCGUUUUGAUUUUUUAUUUCGUCCCCCACACCUUACUUCGGCAGUUUCUUUUGUCACAAAUAGAAAAUAUAUUAUUAUUUAUUAUUAAGAUUUAAGCUAAUACUUUCUUCUUCCAUUGUUUUUUAUAAAACUAUUACUUUUUUAAAUGAAAUUUCUGAUUUCAUUUACUAUUACUAUUUAAAUAUUGUUCUCACAAGAAAUCAGCUUUUGAACUAAAAUAUUUCAUUUAUAACUUUCCCUUUAACCCUUUAACGAUCAUUUCGAGUAAAGCCUAGUGUUUAUGAACAGUCGAUCUGCUUACUAGUAAUUUUGUUCGUGGGUAUUGAGGAUCGAGUAUACUCAUGAGUUCAAACAAUUUGUAUGGUUUUGUUUGUGAGUAUUUUUGUUUAUGAGUAAGAUGAUUUACGAGUAUAGAGAGAAAACGAACGAUUAUUUUAAAAAAUUGAAAUUGUUCGAACAGGUUCGAACAUGCUCAUUUGGAUCUCUUAUACCUACAUACUUUCUUCAAAUGCAUUCACAAUUCUUUUGCAUACCUACACACAAUUACUCAAUCCCGCCAUCCAAGGAAACAAAAACAAAACUGUAGUGUAUGUGGGUGCAGAUGUUAUCACGCACCUGCAUAUCUGAUCGUGUUUGAUAACGAUCAUCAUCACCAUCUCGAGCACACGCGCUUGCACACGAGAUAAGACGAGAGAGUCAGUCGUUGGUUGAUUCUCGGAGUGUGCGGGUGCGUGGUGUUGGCGAGCCGGUGAAUACUACAAGUGGCGACGAGGAUAAAAAUAAUUAAAUAAAAAAAUAAAAUAAUUAAACGUGAGUGAUAUUAGAAUAAAAAAAAAAAAAAAUUAUUAAUAAUAAUAAAUUUAAACGUUAUUAAAUAAAUUAGUGAAAACAGUUAAAGCAUGGGUUGUAUUAUUUGGUGUUAUCACCUUUAUUAAAAAAAAAAAAGUUCUUUGGAAAAAUUAUGUGUGAAAAUAGUUUAUUUCCUAAAGCAUGAGUUGUGUUGUUUCGGUGUGAUCACCUUUAUUAAAUUAAAAAAAAAAAAAAAAGAAAAGAAACAAAAAAGUUGUUUGGAAAAAUUGUGUAGAUGGUUAAAUAACCAAAUGCUUGGCAUUAAAACAGCCUUCAUUUAAUUGAAAAAUAUUACAAAAAUAAAUGUUUUGUUUAGCAUGGUUCUUUUGUAGAAAUUUUCCUUCAUUAGAUUGAAAAUGUUUGGCAUAAUAAAUUUAAUUUGGUUUGUAGAACCUACAUUUGAUUGUUAAUGUGCUAAUAAAAAAAAGAGUAAGUAUGGUCCUUUUUUAAAGAUUAGCUUCAUUAAAUUGAAAAUGAUUGUCACUGUAUAAAUUUGGCCUCUGAAACCUACAUUUAAUUGUUAAUACAAAUAAAAAUAAUAACUACAUUGGCACGCCACAGGCUCAAUAUGCCUUGUUCCUGCCUUCAUUCAAUUGUAAACAAGAAUGAUUCCAAAUUGUGGACUAACAACAAUUAUAUAUGUAGGUAAUGUGUGAAUGUUUAAGAGUACUUAGCACUAAAACCGGUUUUGGAAUGACAAAUGGGUAGAUUAGAGAAUGAGAAUGAAUAAUGGUUAUGGGAAAUAAUAAAACCUGUUUUGCGAAAACAAAAGACUUGUCAUUUUUUUUUCCAGUGUCUCCCACUAUUUCCAUCUGGAAAUGGCAAACACGUUACCGAAUUUGGAAGUGUUCUCCUUGGAAGGAGAAUCCACAUCAGUGGGGUUGAGGUGGGAGAAAUGGAAGAGAGCCUUUAAAAUUUAUCUCGAGGCAGCAUCCAUAGACUCUUCUACUAAAAAGAGAGCAACACUGCUACAUUUCGGGGGAUUAGAGCUCCAAGAGAUUUUCUACAAUCUUCCAGGAGCAAAUGUUGAAAGCUCAAAUGAUAACGACGUAUUUUUAAUUGCAAUAGAGAAACUCGACGAAUACUUUUCUCCCAAGCAAAGUAAGGUCUACGAGAGACAUAUAUUUAGAUUGUUGAAACAAGAGGGAGAAAUUUGAAAAAUUUUUGUUAAGGUUAAGAAAUCAGGCGCGAAAAUGCGAAUUUACUGACUUAGACAACAACUUGAUCGAUCAAAUAACUGAAAAAUGCGUCUCGGACGACCUUCGAAAGAAAAUAUUAACCACUGGGGACAGCAUCACUUUGGAUAAAAUAUUGAUGGAAGCAAAUACACAAGAGGCUGUUGAUCAUCAGCUAGAAGGCUAUGGUAACAAACCUAGAACAAAAGUCGUCAGCGAGAUUUCAAAUAAAAAAAAUUAUGGAUCUGUCAAGCGUGAAAAAAAACGAUGGUAUAAAAACAAAAAGCUUUUUUUCUGGUUCAUGUGGUAGGUGUGGAAAUAAAAGGCAUUCCUCUCACGAUACAAAGUGUCCAGCUAGGGACACACUUGUGGUCGAAUUGGUCAUUUUCGGCAGUAUUGCAAAACACAAAAACGUGUUUCAAAUAAUUCUCAUAAACAAGAUGACGGUCCUAGCCAGAAAAGAUUCAAAAGAAAACCUGAUCAGAUAGAUUGUGUUGAAGAUGAUAAAAAUGAAAUAGAUUAUGUUUUCCACAUUGACGAUGACGCUACUGUUGACUGCCUUAUAGGGGGGAUCAGGACGAAAUUGCUUGUAGAUUCGGGGUGUAAGUUUAAUCUGUUAACGGAUAAAUCAUGGGAGACUUUGAAGAAGAAGAAAAUCAUGGUAUACAAUCAAAAUAAAAACCCUAACAAAACGUUCUUGGCAUACGGCAGUCAAAAUCCUUUAGAUUUAAUUGGAUCUUUUGAGGCAGAGAUAGAAGCUGAUGGAAAAAUAUUAAAAGCUACGUUUUAUGUUAUUAAAGGGGGAACAAAAGAUCUGCUAGGAAAAAUAACUGCUAUUUCUUUGGGUGUUUUAAAGAUAGGAUUCGGAAUCAAUCAAAUUACAACUACGAAAGCUUUUACAAAGUUUAAAGGGGUUCUUAUAAAUAUCCCAAUUGAUGACUCAGUACACCCUGUCUCCCAACCGUGUAGGAGAAUUCCUAUUCCAUUGGAAUCUUUGGUAGAGAACAAAUUAGAAGAACUGUUAGAAUCUGAUAUUAUCGAAAAAGUUCACGAACCAUCAAAAUGGGUUUCUCCAAUUGUUCCAAUUCUUAAAAAAAAUGGAGAACUGCGACUUUGUGUGGACAUGAGAAGGGCUAACGCCGCAAUCAUGAGAGAAAAUCACCCUCUGCCCACAAUGACUCAAAUGCUGCCUAAGUUUCGAAAAGCUUGUGUGUUUAGCAAGUUGGAUAUCAAAAACGCCUUUCACCAAUUAGAAAUUCACCCAAAGUCCAGAUAUAUAACAACCUUUAUAACAAUGAAAGGGUUGUUUCGUUAUAAGAGACUUAUGUUUGGCAUAAAUUGUGCCCCUGAAAUUUUUCAGAAAACCUUAGAAAGAAUAUUAGUCGGAUGUGAGGGGGUAAUCAAUUUUAUAGAUGACAUUCUCAUAUUUGGAGAUAGUGAAGACCAGCAUGAUAUACGACUGCAACAUGUGCUUAAAAUCCUUAAAGAUAAUGAGGUGUUAUUAAAUGAAGAAAAAUGUAUUUUCAAGGUCAAAAAUAUUCAGUUUUUGGGUCAUGAACUCACACCACAGGGUGUUAAGCCUCAAAACAAAUACGUUGAUAGCAUCAAACAGUUUAGAAUCCCGAAAAAACUGGAGGAGCUUAAGAGCUUCUUAGGUCUUGUAAACUACAUAGGUAAGUGGAUACCGAAGCUUGCAACUUUGACCGAACCUUUGAAGAAACUAUUGAGGAACAAAUUGGGAAAAAAUACGGGUCUAGACAAAUUUUGGGGCAAAGAGCAAGAAACAGCAUUUUCACAUCUAAAAACCACUUUGAGUAAAAUUCAGUCGUUAGGUUAUUAUGACGUGGAAGACAAAACACAAGUCAUCGCAGAUGCUAGCCCAGUUGGAAUAGGUGCUGUUUUAAUACAAAUCAAUUCAAAGGGUCCAAAAGUUAUCGCCUAUGGAAAUCGAACGUUAUCAGACUGUGAGCGUAGAUACAGCCAAACAGAAAAAGAGGCCCUUGCGUUGGUUUGGGCCGUGGAACAUUUCGAUAUUUACCUCUUUGGGAAGGAGUUUGACCUUAUCACUGAUCACAAGCCACUGGAAGUGAUUUUUGGACCCAAAUCGAAGCCAUGUGCGCGCAUCGAAAGAUGGGUUUUACGGCUGCAAGCAUAUGUGUUCAAAACAAUCUACAGGCCAGGCAAAACGAAUAUUGCUGACCCUCUUUCUCGUUUGUGCGUUUACUCUAAUUCUAUACCAUCCGGAGGAGAUUCUCAUGUUCACCAUAUAGUUGAGCAUUCGCGACCACUUGCGAUUUCGUUAAAUGAGAUAAGAAAGAUUUCCAACAGUGAUUCCGAGAUUCAAUUAGUAAGAAAAGGAAUUUAUGAUAAGCAAUGGGUCGAUUCAGUUAAAGCAUACAAAAUUUUUGAAAAUGAAUUGUGUUUCUACGAGGAAAUACUUCUAAGAGGGAAUAAAAUCGUCGUUCCAAUGAAUCUGAGAAAAGACGUUCUGAGUGCAGCCCAUGAAGGUCAUCCGGGGAUAGUAGGGAUGAAAGGCCGUUUAAGAUCUAAAGUUUGGUGGCCCCGUAUCGACAAAGACGUAGAAAAUCUAGUGAAGUCGUGUAAAGGAUGUACUUUAGUGGGAUUGCCAAACAACCCCUUUCCCCUUAAAAGAAGGGAACUCCCUACUGCACCGUGGGUCGAUUUAGCUGUAGAUUUCUUGGGACCUCUUCCUAGUGGAGAAUAUUUAUUUGUGUUAAUAGAUUACUACAGCCGUUACAAAGAAGUAAAGAUUUGCAGAAUAAUAACUAGCGCUCAAACAAUAAAAAUGUUGAAAGAAAUUUUCAGUCGAUUAGGCUUUCCCAUGUCUAUUACCGCUGACAAUGGCAGACAGUUUAUCAGCCAAGAAUUCAAGUCCUAUUGCGCUGAAUGUAAUAUAAAGUUAUAUAACACGAUUCCGUAUUGGCCGCAACAAAACGGGGAAGUCGAAAGACAAAAUCGAGAUAUUCUGAAACGAUUACGAAUCUGCAAAAUCGAGGGAAAAGACAUGAAAGACAGUUUAUACGAGUAUCUUAUGAUGUAUAACAGCACACCUCAUUCCACUACAGGAAGUUCGCCAUCUGAGCUCUUCUUUAAGAGACAGAAUAGAGAUAAAAUUCCGUCAAUAGAAGCAAUAAACAGCGAAAUGAUAGAUUUAGAGAUAAGAGACAUGGAUAAAACUAACAAAGAUAAAGGCAAGGAAUACACUGAUAGAAAAAGAAAGGCUUCUGAAAAUAUAAUUUCUCAUGGUGAUAAGGUCUAUGUAAAGAACAUGGAAAAACCAAACAAACUUUGCGCAAACUUCAACUCGACACCGCAUACUGUAGAAGCUUCAAAAGGAGGAGAUGUUAUGGUGAGAAAUGAUAAAACAGGUCAAGUUUUUAGGAAAAACGUUGUUCAUUUGAAAAAAGUAGAAGGUCAAUGGACAGUUCAAAAUAAUGGAAGCCAGAACAUAGAUGAUGAUUCUGAAAAAAUUCCAUCGUAAUUUCUUAACUAUCUAUUAAAUCUAAUCUGUUGUUUUUCAUGAAAUCUAUAUUUAAAUUUCGAAGAAGAUUAAUGUUUUUGUUAAGAGAAGUUUGUUAUUGUUAAUUUUUUUUAAUUUCCAUCAAUUAAAAACAUAUGAAAUAAUAAAAAAAAAGGAAAUGAGUAAGCUAAUUAAAUGAAGGAAUGUUCAAAUCGUUUAUAAUUGAAAUAAAUUAAAUUGAUUAUAACAUGUAUCCAUAAGUUUAUUAAGUUUUUAUAAAAUAAGGAAGAGAUGUAGUGUAUGUGGGUGCAGAUGUUAUCACGCACCUGCAUAUCUGAUCGUGUUUGAUAACGAUCAUCAUCACCAUCUCGAGCACACGCGCAUGCACACGAGAUAAGACGAGAGAGUCAGUCGUUGGUUGAUUCUCGGAGUGUGCGGGUGCGUGGUGUUGGCGAGCCGGUGAAUACUACAAAAACUAAAUUGCAAAAAAAAAAAAAACAAACAAAAACCAAAAACCAACCCAAAUACAUAUGUACAAGUACAUAUUCCUUAGGCCCAUUUCACACAUAACCGAGACCGGCUUUCCGGCCCGGAUACACGGUUUUGUCAAAAAAUGAGUAUGCUUUCACACACAUCCGGCAGCCAGUCUACUGCAGCUGCUUCGACUUGGUCUGAAUGCAUUUCUUAAGUCUUCACUUUUUUUAAUAGGUAAAUGCUAUCCAUAAACCUACAUAAGUAAAGCUUUUUUGUUGUAAAUUAGAACCUAAUUAAAAUUUAUUAUUUUUUAAAAGAAAGCGCACUUUUUUUAUUGAUUUCAAAAACUUUUCUCAUUUUUAUAUUAUAUUUUUUGUGCAAGGUAUAUAAGGUACCUAUACCUACUUGUAUCUUUUGAAACACAAAAAAAUCCAUAGAAGAACGAUUAAGCAACGAAGAAAUAUGUAUAGUUAACUUAAUGUCUCGGGGAGAGUAGGGGAGAGGGGGGCACAUUUGAACACUUUUUGCUUUCGAAGCUGCUUGAACGAAAUAUGUUCGAUUUCUUGAUCUGUAAAGUUUACUAACAUUGAACAGUAACAUUGAACUUCGAUUUCAAAGAACAUUUGGUUAGUAAAACAAAUUAUUUAUAUUGAAUUUUGAUGUUUUAAAGAUAUAGGCUCUUAUGUUCAAAAGUGCCCCAUGUAUGGGGCAGUUUUGAACAUGGAAGGGGCACUUUUGAACAGCAGUAUUAGUUUCGUUGUAAUGAAUAAAUAAUACUUAACUUUUUAUUCGUUUUUUAAUAAGAACAUACAAAAACUCCAAAUUGAUUAUUAUAUCAUAUCCAACUAACCAACAAAUAAUAAAAACUCAGAAAAAAUAACGUGUAUACUAUGUAUACUAUAGUUAUCAGUUUAUCACAUUUAUAAGUUCAAAAGAAAAACAAAAACCAAGAAAAAUUCAUUCAAAAUAUAUCCCAACUAGCACAACAGCUUCUAUAAAUUGAGAUCUCGCAGGUACUACUUUUUAUACAGCUUGUAUUGAGCUUGCUUCGGAAUUUACUUGCUUAUAGAAGUUCGAACUUGUUUAACAACUUCUAAUAAGUUGUUUAAAUACUGUUAAAGAAACUUAAACGAAAAAAGCUUGUUUUCGGAAAAGCCUGCUUAAUGAAUUUAUAGAAGCUUUACAGAAAUUACCAAGUUUAGUAUUUGGUUUUUGGUUUUGAUAUUGAAUAAUCUAGCUGGGACACUUUUUGGUUUUGACAUUGAAUAAUUUAGCUCGGGCAUUUUUUGUUUUGACAUUUCUGCUAUUUGAACUGAAUAAGUUCUUGACUUCAUUAAUGAAUAUACUAGGAUGGCCGAGUGGGUUGAGUGGCGGACUGCCACCAAGUAGGUACGAAGUUCGAUUCCUGGGUUUGGUAAAAAAAUUAUAUACUUUUAAAAUUAUUAUCAAUAGAUAUACUAAAAACUAAUGGAAUAAUAUAUAGAAUUUCAGGUCAAAAGAUAAAAUUCAUGAUUUAAAAUCAAAUAAAAACCAGUUUUUGUUUUUGUAGUUGUUUUUUUUUUUUUUAUUUCGAUAAGAUAUGUAUUAAAGAGCUAUACAUGCUCUUCCGAAACUAUCUGUCAAAUCUCAAAGCUUCGGUAAAGCUUCGUUUAAACUUCUUAUAGAAGAUCAAACUUGUUUAACGUUCUCCUUUUUCCAUGCCCAACAACCUUACUAAAAUUUAAAAGAAGCUGAAAUGUAGCUUUUGUAAUACUUUAACCGAAGCUGAAAUGUUAGUUGGGAUCUUAGAAAAAUGGUAUUCAUACCAUUUAUGCUUCUCAGAGUAAAAUAGAUUUAUUUUGCGAUCUAAAUCGCACUUAGAUUUAAAUAUUAAAUCUAGUGGUUAACAAAGCGGAUGUUCUUCAUGUACCAGGAGCAUUAAUUGGUGUAGGUAGCUUGACUUUAAUUUCUAUAACGCUUAAGCGGUAUAUAAUCGAGUUCUCAUCGAGAAAAGUCUAGCAGAACUUGAAGAAUUCAGGCAUUUUUUUAAAUCUUCAAUUAUGUUGUACAUAUUCCCAUUUUUUCUUUAAUUUUGGCCACAAAUGCUAGUUUCAUUAUUUUUUUUUAUAAGAACAUUACGAUUUAUUAAAUAAAACACAUUCGAGUUUCCUUAAAAUGUCUGAUACAAAUUGCUCGGGGCAGUUUUGAACAUGUUCAAAAGUGUCCCACAUUCUUGUUCAAAACUGCCCCAACUGUGUCAACGACAUAAAAUGUUGAAUAAAUAUUUAACAUUAAUAUAUUCAUUCAAAAAUUCACCGUCAAUUAGUUUAAAAUUCAUUAACCAUUAACAAAAAUUGUAUCGCGUUUUGAAAUCACGUACCAAUUUUUUUUAAACUCUUGCAACUAAAAAACUGAAAUAAUGCAAAACCACUAUAAAAAUCACCUUCCACCUAUAAAUCUGAAAGUCAGCCGAAAUAACGAUAGAACGUCAUUGACAUUUAUGGAUAUGGUGUUGACGGGUUCAAAUAUCGAAAUACUUCUAAAAAAGAUUGAUAUACUAAAAUUUUAUAUGCAGUGUUCAAAUGUGCCCCGUGUUCAAAACUGCCCCACUCUCCCCUACGAUAACUUAGGCGGCAAGAAUUGAUAACGGUAUUUUGUAGAAAAGUUCAAUACUAUCAUUUUUUACUUUGUGAGGGAGGGGUCUAUCUCCCCCCUUUUAGGCGGGAGGGGCAAUUUUCCUAAAUAUGACGUAAAAUAAAAAAAAAUUAUUAAAAAAACAACGGCAACACGUACAGUUAUGGAUGAUGCCUUUUUUUAAAUCAAAUUAUUUCAAUUGACUGUUCCCGAAACAAUCAAUUUCAAAAUUAAAAUUGCGGGAAAAAAUUUUAAAAAAAACGCAUUAAAUACUAUUUUUACCAAGACUGUGAAUUUAAAUAUGAAAUUUAAAUUGAAAUAAAAAGCAUAAAUUCUAAUAGAUCCUCGUUUGCCUUUUUUACAGAAAAGGAAAACAAAUUACCUAAAUCGUACACAUACGAAUGUACGUACACACUUCAAAAUAAAUUUCUAUUUACCUACCCUCGAAAGUUUUAUAAGAAAAAAUAUAUGAAGGUAGGUUUUCAUUUGCUUCUAUUCAACUUAGGUACUUCUCGGUCCUUCGCAUUUAAGAAAUGUAUACAAAAUAACUGUCUCUUUCCCACUCAUGAAAAGAACUUUUUUUUAAUGUUGCGAAGGAUUUCUGCUUUAUUAUGACUUGGACCUAUUGAUAAUUUGAGGGUUGAAAUUCAUUUUGACACAAUUUUGCUCUUAUAGGUACUCUUGUCACAUAUAAAAUUGUUCUUAUUUUAAUUAUUAUUUUGAAUCAUGUGAUCAGUAUCCAGAAUAAUAAAAGAAAAAAAAAUUAUUCAUACAUUCUCGCAGACAAAUGUAUUUUUUUUUUCUUUUCCUUAUUCGUAUCAAAAUGUAACUACCAUCUCGCUCCCUCCCAUUACAUAACUACAUCUAUAAAAAUCAACCCUCUCUUUUCUACACAGUCAUCGAAAUUUUUUAAAAUGUUUUUCAACAAUUUAAUUCUUGAAUACAUGUUUUGGACCCAUGGGUAAAAUUUGAUGGUAGAAGUUUUUAAGCACAGAAAUUUGUUCUACGUGCGACAUCCUUACAAGUUAUAUGAUCUUUGAUAUUACCUUCUAUAAGUGUACUGUGCAAAUUGUAAGGUCGCCGUUUUGAUAUUUGCACAGAAACACCCUAUUUUCAAAAAAAAAAUCUGUACUUUGUUUUACAAGAAAACAAAUAAAAUUCAAAGACGGUAGUAGCACGUUUAUCCGGGCGAGAGAAUUUGUUUGGUUUCCAAGGUAAUCGUUUUUGAAAAUAAACAAACUAGAAAAUUUUCAUCGAAAAUUUUCAGUUUGGGAUUUCAGUUUUGGAUUUAAGUUUGGAUUGGAGUUUUGAUUUGAGUUUGAAGAUACUCACAAGUUUUGUUUGAAAUUUAUUUUUAAAAAAACUAAAUACUAAAAAAAUACUAGAAAAAUAAAUAGAUAUUGAAAAAUAAAAGGAAGGAAAAGAAGAAAACAAUAAAACAAUCAAUUAAAAGUUCAGGAGGUACCUAUAUAAUUUAAUAAUACGUAAUAUAAAAAUAAAAAUUAAAUUCAGACCAUCUCAUCGUACCUACCGGAUUCUUAAAAGAAAAAAAGAAAUCGAAAAGAAAGAAAAGGAAAAACAGCAAGAAAAAAAAAAGUAUAAAAAAAAGGAUUGUAUUCCAUUCCGGAUAAAAUAAUACAUAUAUGUUAGAGUGUCCCAGCCUAUAAGGGCGAAUUUUUUUUUUUCGUUUUUGAAUACGCAUACCCUUUAAUUUUUUUUAUAAUUGACCCUAAUAACUAAAAGAUAGAAUAUUAUAGAAAUCGGAUAACGAUAACACCAAUACGAUAUUAUUAUGAUACGGCGAAAUCAUCAAGUACUCACAUGUAUCAACGCAAGUCGCCACGGGUUGCUGUGGUCCUAGUUACAUGAAAUUUUAUUUAUACGUGUUUUAACACGAUUCAAAAAUAAUUAGAGGGUAUCAGGGUUCGGACUUCAGUUUCAAAAUUUCGAAGCAAAUUUGAAAAAAAAGUGAAGUAGAUCCAAAAUUUCGGAAGUAGAUUUCAACAUUAAACUUUCAGAACAUUUAUUUCCAAAAAUUUAUUCAAAAAAAAUUAUUUUUCAACAAAAUUAUUUUUCUUUACUUUUUUAUUAUGAUCUUUUCCAAAAGAUGUAACGGUGCUUAAGGGUAAAUUCAAAGACCAUAUAACAAGUAAAGAUGUCGCACGUAGAACAAAUCUCUGUGCUUGAAAAUUUCUACCAUCAGAUUUUACCCAUAGGUCCAAAACAUGUAUCCAAGAAUUAAAUUGUUGAGAAACAUUUUAAAAAUUUUCGAUGAGUGUGUAGAAAAGAGAGGGUUGAUUUUUAUAGAUGAAUUUAUUUAAUGGGAGAGAGCGAGAUGGUAGUUAAAUGUUGAUACGAAUAAGGAAAAGAAAAAAAAAUACAUACAAUUGUCUACGAGAAUGUAUGAAUUAUUUUUUUUUUCUUAAAUUAGGUAUUCAGGAAACUGAUAACGACACAUUAUUCAAAAUAAUAAUUUCAAUAAGAACAAUUUUAUAUGUGACAAGAGUAUAAGAGCUAAAUUGAGUGAAAAUGAAUUUCAACCUUCAAAUUGUCAAUAGGUCCAAAUCCAAAUCAUAAUAAAGCAGAAAUCCUUCGCAACAUCAAAAUGAGUUCUUAUCAUGAGUGGGAAAGAGAGAGUUAUUUUUAAUACAUUUGUUAAAUGCGAAGGACCGAGAUGUAAGUUGAAUAGAAGCAAAUGAAAACAAAAAAGAUCGUUUUUUGAAGUAAAUCUACUUCGAUCGAAGUAAAGUUCGAACCCUGGAGGGUAUGCGUUAAAAAAAAAACAACUAUAAUUUUUUUGGAACACUCUAUUAGAGUCAUUUACAUGUAAGUACUUGAUGAUUUCGCCGUAUCAUAAUAAUAUCGUAUUGGUGUUAUCGUUAUACGUUAUCCGAUUUCUAUAAUAUUCUAUAUUUUAGUUAUUAGGGUCAAUUAGAAAAAAAUUAAAGGGUAUGCGUAUUCAAAAACGAAAAAAAAAAAAUUCGCCCUUAUAGGCUGGGACACUCUAAUAUAUGUACAUAUUUCCAAUUAUAAUUACUUGCGGUGCAUUUCUUCAUACCCAUCUUUCAAGAUACUACGAUUUCCUACUUAAUUAUUUACCUAUACCUACCUAAUUUGUUCGCUAUAAACUGUUCCCGUUUUUAUUAUUGUUCCUGCUUCGGAUACCUAUCCAUGUUCUGUAUUCUUCAAUCAAAUCUAGUGUUGUGUUAAAUUAGAUAUCUAACUAUAAUUUUAAAAUAUUUUGCAUUAUGUUCUAGUUUUAUGUUUGUGUUUUCUUAAAUCUAAUAUCUACCCAUUUAAAUAAUUUUUCUAAUUUCCUAUUUUUCUAAUUUCCUAAUAUCCUAAUUUUACUUUUCUUUAAGUGUGUUUUUUUAUAUUUAAUGUGUUCAAUUAUUUCCUAACUUACAUACCUACUCUUUUAAAUUUUCAUUUACCUAUAUGUAAUUUCUUUUCUUUUUUUUGCUACAAACCUAGUAGCUAUAUUGUGAGAUUGUGACCUUCUCUAUUUCAUAAUUUCUUUCGCGUUCUCUGUUCAAUAUUUUUUUUUGUGUGUUGCUAUUUUUUUUUAAACCUUCCAAUCGUUGUGCUUAGAAUUCAUCGGGAAAUUCACUCGGGUUGUUGGUUUGUGUGUAUAUGUGUGUGGAUAUAGAAAAAAGGUAUACGAAUGUAUGUAAUUUUUUUUGUUUUGUUUUGUUUUGAUUAUUCACUUUCGUCUUUUUUUUUGAAUAACCCGAGGGCUUUGACCUAUGCUAUAGAUUUUAGUUUUUCUUUGUGUUUCAAUUUAAUUUUGUUUCUUUGAAACGUGGGGACAUUGACCUCAGAUUUUAAUUCCACUUUUGUGUCAGCUGAUUGACUAUUGGAAAUUCUAUUUAUUUUCAAAUACUUUUAAUUUCUAUGAAUUAAUUUUGCAAACAAAAUAUUGUUCAAUGCGGGAAGGAUAUUUAUGAAUGUAAAGCUAUAGGUUAAUAAUUAUAAUACAGAUAAGAAUUUUCUUCUUUGUCAAAUAAAAAUUUAAGAAUUUAAAAAAAAUUAAAAUCUGGAUUUGAAAGUUUUUAAUUUGUCUUGAAGCAAGAUAUAAGCUUAAUUUUAUUUUCAGUGGGGUGACUGGUGGCUGUGAAGCGAUGAGGUUCUUGAAGGGAUGAGACAUCGUUGGUAAAGGAGUUUUUCUUAUUUUCUUUUGUUUUAGGGGCUGUCAUAAAUAUAUUGAGCGCUUGACAGCCAUGGUGCUUUCAAUAUGUGCACCGAGUGCAUCGAAAGGACGAGUAGGCAUGAAAUUAACACGGAAGUGCGGCAUGGCAGGCCAAAGAACCCACCCCACAUCCGGCGAGCUUCAGCAAGCAAACAAGUAUGCCUGGCCUGGUCCUAGCCUACCGGAUACUCUUCUAUCCGCAUUUUUGUGUAGGAUCUGUACCUACAGGAUAGAAGAGUUAAUAAAAAUUUUAUACCGUUACAAACUGUUGAAUAUAUUGAACUACCUGAAUUUGAAUAUUUUAACUUCGCAAUGCUCUCACUGGAAAUAUUGUUCAUUUAGUUUUAAGCUUUUGCAUUAUAUUCAUUCAUUCUUAUAAUAAAAUCAGUUGCAGUGUAUUCUUUCUCAAAGUCGGUCGUUUUUAUUUCAAGGUUCGAUUUUCAACAGGUUAUGGGCCCAGGUUACGCGAGAAAAAUUUAAAGGUUAAAUUAAAGUCAUAAACAUUUUUUUUUUAUUUUAUAUUUUUUGGUACGCACUGGGAACCUUGUUAACAUUUUUUUUGAAAAGAUUUUAUAAUUGAUAAAAAAGGAAAUAAAAGCGACAGUCGGGAAUAAUGGAGAAAAAUGCGACCCAAUGGAAAAUCGAGCAACUGCAAACUGCUGAUCAGUACUCCGUUUGGAAAUUUCAAGCCACCAUUUUGUUGAAUGCAUCUUGGCUAUUUGAUUAUGUAGAUGGAACUUCAAGGGUUCCAAUCAAGACUCAAAACGAAACUCAAAUCGAUUUUGACAAGCGAAUUCUAGCUUGGAAAUGAUGUGAUAGCAAAUCUCAAUAGAUAAUUGCGACCAGCGCAGCGUCGGUUCUAUUCCACUUCGACACAUCGUUAAUUGUAAAACCGCGAUGGAAAUGUGGGUUAAACUUAAGUCGGUCUACGAACAGACUUCGAAGGCAAAUGUGCACAUGGGUUUGAGAAAGAUCCAGAUGACGAUGUUUCAUCGCAUAUAUCCAGGUUAGAGAACAUUGUUAGACAAUUAAGAGGCAUUGGUGAGGUGAUUACAGAAAAUAUGAUCAUUACAAAAGUUUUCCAAGUAACUUUAAUCAUUUUGUCCGUGCUUGGGAGUCAACCGCCAAGGACCAGCAAACCUUGGAAAAUCUUACGUCACGACUAGUCAUGGAGGAGACACUCAUGUCCAGUGUCGGACUGGCCAAUAAAUGACUUGGCGAUUGCCACCCGGGCACUCAGCUAACCCAUAGUUACAAAAUAAAAAUCCAUAAAGAACAUGUAAAAACAAGCACAAAUACAAAUUUCAAACAAAGAAAGGGGGCCGUUUAACAAAUGCAGUCCCUUACUCUAACUAUUUGAAAGUUAUACUAUGUAUAAUUAUAUAAGCAGUGAAAAGGUUUGGGGCCCCAGGGGGGUACAAUUUUGAAUACCCUUGUACCGGAGCAGUGUCCCGGGGCCCCAACGUACAUAUGGCAGGGCCCUCGUUAGAUUGUAUUUAUAGUCUAAGAUCCCGCCAUAUAACGACCUACCCUCAUCGUUAUACCAGUUGAGAGUUAUAUUUUCUGAAAGGUAGUGUCUAAGGAAAUAAAUUGCACAUGGGUUGCCUAGCGAUAUCCUGUCAAGGCAUAGGGUUGCCAGGGAUAUGGUUUUUCCGUAUUUUUCAAUACGCGACCCUGUUUAUAUGGCAAGCCAAAGAGUUAUAAAAAAAAUAUUAUGUCAUAGGAAAUUUAAUUUUAAAAUUUUAAUUUUCAGGAUUUUUUGAAAUUUGAACUUUGAGUAGGUAGGGUGAAUUUAGAAAAUGGCCAAAAAUCUAUUUUCUAAACAAAACGAGAUAGAAAUAAAAUUGAAAUUGGAAUCGAUAGAUAUUAUAAAAAUAUGAAAGGCACACAUACAAAUAAAAAAUGUAAAAAAUCUACAACUCGACAUAUAUAGUCUUUUUAAAGUCAUGACACUCCAAUUCGAUAUUUGAGAAAUAAUUCACCAAAAAUCAGAAUGAAAUUUUUUUUUAAUAAUUUUUAUUUGAUAAGUUAGAAAAAAUAAAACAACUUGACACGUAUCUGUCAAAUUUUUAAUUUAACUUACCGUUUUCGCGGAGGGAAUUUUUGAAAGAGUCCUUAUUUUCGUAUUUCAAUAUAUUAAUGGAAAAAAUCCCGCCAUAGGACGACCUAUCCACCUCGUUAUACUAGUUGAAAGCUAUAUAUUCCUAUGGGUAGUGUCUAAAGAAACAGUUUGCACAUGGGUUGCCUGGCAACAUCCUGUCAAGGCAUAGGGUUGCC
This is a messenger RNA of Episyrphus balteatus (marmalade hoverfly), 16938 nucleotides long. RefSeq lists its product as uncharacterized. Gene Ontology annotation, molecular function: nucleic acid binding. The transcript has 2 exons. Gene Ontology annotation, biological process: DNA integration. The record is from RefSeq and is a predicted model, not a curated record. NCBI's taxonomy places the organism in Eukaryota, Metazoa, Arthropoda, Insecta, Diptera, Syrphidae. The coding region runs from base 4563 to 7406 and encodes 947 amino acids.